This is a messenger RNA of Magallana angulata, 999 nucleotides long. RefSeq names its product ribonuclease P protein subunit p30-like. Gene Ontology annotation, cellular component: nucleolar ribonuclease P complex. Bases 43 to 915 code for a protein of 290 amino acids. The transcript has 11 exons. The record is from RefSeq and is a predicted model, not a curated record. Gene Ontology annotation, molecular function: RNA binding. Lineage: Eukaryota; Metazoa; Mollusca; Bivalvia; Ostreida; Ostreidae. Gene Ontology annotation, biological process: tRNA processing.
GGAUAAUAACUCGGUUGUUUACAUCCCAAACCCGUUGUGAAAAUGUCGUACGCCGAUCUGAGUGUGUUAAAUUGCGACAGGAAAACAUUACUGGAAAAAGUUGGCGUGGCAGUAAAACUUGGAUAUGAAGUUAUUGCGUUAGACAUCGUCCAUACACCGUCAAAGAAUGCUACAAAAAAGAAGAAAAAGCAAAAAGAUUCCAAUCCACAGGCUAGCGAGGGAGUGAUAAAAGCAAGCACAUUGAAACUGACAGAGGAUGAAUUAAAAGAUCUCCAAAUUGACAGCAAACGAGUAAAGAUUCUGAGCCGGGUGACGUUGAAUGUCACAGAUAGUGAACAGCUGCAGUAUCUGAUGUCACCCGAGGUACAGGAGUAUGACAUUGUAGCUGUUCGACCCACAUCAUCCGAUAUUUUCACUAAAGUUACAAAAUACAUCAACUUAGACAUCAUUCAACUGGAAAUGGAUAAAAAUGUUAAAAUCAUCACACCUGGAGGCCUGAGUGAAGGAAUACAAAAGGGGAUUCAUUUUGAGAUUCAGUAUGGCCCCGCUCUCCGGGACAGCUCUGUCAAGAAAUAUCUCAUUUCUAACUCACAGCUGCUUGCCAGUUUUAGCAAAUCAAAGAACAUCAUUAUUUCCAGUGGAGCUGAGAGAGCAAUAGAGCUGAGAGGACCCCAUGAUGUUGCAAAUUUAGGCCUACUGUUUGGACUGAAUGAGGCUCAGGCCAAGAACUGUGUCAGCAGGAGCUGUAGAAGUGUGCUACUACAUGCAGAAGAAAGACGAGCCUUGAAAGCUACAAUAGCCCUAUCAUCAGGUGACCUUCCGGACGAUCAGAAGUGGGUCAAAGACAAACUGAGUGAGGUCCACUCCCAGGAUACAACUGGAGAAUCCUCCCCAAAGAAAAGGAAGCUUGAGUGAAUGUCGGAUUUGAAACUUUAAGAUGUUGAGUUGUUACUUGUGUCAUUUCAUGAUUUUUUUUGUCAUUAAAGUUAGAUUACUCAU